Messenger RNA from Pseudovirgaria hyperparasitica, 3015 nucleotides. RefSeq names its product high affinity sulfate transporter 1. Gene Ontology annotation, biological process: transmembrane transport. Bases 198 to 2729 code for a protein of 843 amino acids. The transcript is spliced from 3 exons. Gene Ontology annotation, molecular function: sulfate transmembrane transporter activity. Lineage: Eukaryota; Fungi; Ascomycota; Dothideomycetes; Acrospermales; Acrospermaceae. The record is from RefSeq and is a predicted model, not a curated record. Gene Ontology annotation, cellular component: membrane.
CCCAGCUCAACGUAUCGGAAGGUUUUUUGUGUUCACGUCUCCGUUGCACAAAGGCCAUAGAGGCUCCAGCAUCACAUAUACGCUCAUUGAAACUGCUGUUCGCAGUGUAUGAAUUGUAAAGUUCUCGGAUAUUGCUGCGUCAUACGACAGAGUCCUGGCGUGAGGCAGUACGCAGCCGAGGUCAUUGAGACCAUACGAUGCAUCCCAAAUCAGCAAAAGGUUCCCGACCAACGUCGCCAAUUGAAACACCUGGACACUCACGAGAUUCCUCUAUAUCUAGCGGCAAGGAGCGACAUCACGCACCACUGAAUCCAAGCAACCUACGCGAAUCUCGUCUUCCCUCCACCUCCCCCGAAUCUCGAAUGACAAUACCUGGCACAGCUGCUGAGAGAGGCGAAACUUCUUCUGCUCGAGACUUUGAGACUGGCGAGGGUAGAGCUUCACCUGGCGCAGCUAAACCAGCUGAGACAUCCACAACGCAGGAAGGUCGCUCUGUGGAAGGGACACUGUCUUCAUCGUUCGAACAGGCUGUGCGGGCGCGAUUAGUACACCAGAAAGAUUCAGAUCAUGGGAGAGGUGCCGAAACAGAAGGGAGUCAACAUGGAACAUUCUCGCCGCGACCAGAGACCAGCAGAAGCUACGGAAGUUUCCAUUCCGGUAUAAUACGAGAUGGGUUUGGAGGAAAGUAUCCUGGAGGAAUGGGUGAUGGAGCUGGGGACAAUCAGUCGGAAACAUCAGCUCUACUAGGUGAUGCCAUUGUCGAUGGCGUUCUGGGAGCCCCUGCGGGAAUGAAGACGUCCACAACAAAUUAUCUUGCGAGGAGGCAUGGCAUCAGGAAUCGAAGAUUCAUGUAUCUCGCAUACUACAUCCCUAUUGUCAACUGGUUACCACAAUACAAAUGGUCGUACCUGCGCGGCGACUUCAUAUCUGCACUGACUAUGGCCUCAUUCUAUAUACCAAUGUCGCUAUCAUACGCGUCAAAUCUUGGACACAUGCCUCCAAUAAAUGGUCUCUACAGCUUUGUCCUGAAUCCCAUAAUAUAUGCGGUGCUUGGCACGUGUCCGCAGAUGGUAGUAGGUCCCGAAGCCCCCGGCUCGCUACUGACGGGUGAGGUCGUACGGGAGAACAUCAAGAAAGGAACGGCAGACGAUGAAAACGGCCAGAUCAAUGCAGAGAUUGCUGGGAUAGUCACGUUCAUGGCUGGAGGGAUAAUCUUGAUAUCUGGUCUGUUCCGACUCGGAUUCCUAGACUCUGUCCUGAGCAAGCCGUUCCUACGCGGAUUCAUCAGUGCUAUAGGAGUUGUCAUCUUCGUAUCUCAGCUUAUUCCAGAGCUCGGCCUGACAGCAGUUGCUUCGCAGGCGGGUCACGUGUCUCAUGGAAGCUGUGUGGAGCAGAUUGUCUUUCUGGUCAGGAAUCUUGGAAAGUCACAUGCUUUGACGGCUGGUGUAUCUCUUGGGGCUUUUGCCAUCAUCAUGGUCCUACGGGAGAUGAAAAAGCGGUUACAGCCUCGUUAUCCAGCUGUGGUCUUCAUACCAGACCGAUUCCUUGUAGUGGUCUUGUCGGCCAUCCUCGCAUGGAAGUUUAGCUGGGACGAGCAUGGUCUCGAGAUCUUGGGUAAAGUCCAAGCCGACGGAGCCAUCUUUGCAGUGCAUUGGCCUUUUGAGUGGUCACACUUGAAAUACGCAUCUGAUGCUGUCAACACAGCAUUCAUUAUUGCGCUCCUGGGAUUCUUUGAAUCCUCUGUAGCAGCAAAGAGCUUAGGAAACCCACACGACCCAACAGGUGAAGGACUACAGAACAUUCACAUCAGUGCGAAUCGCGAGCUCGUCGCGCUUGGUGUGGCCAAUGUUACAGGCGGCUUGUUCAUGGCGUUGCCUGCGUUUGGUGGAUAUGGCAGGAGCAAGGUGAAUGCCUCGACGGGAGGACGUACACCGAUGAGCAGCGUCUUUCUCAGCAUCUUCUCCUUACUCUCCGCCCUAUUCCUAACACCGUAUUUCUACUUUCUUCCGAAAGGCGUCUUGUCUGCCAUGAUAUCCGUGGUCGCGUACUCGCUGAUUGAGGAAGCACCCCACGAUAUCGCGUUCUUCUGGCGCAUUCGAGGUUGGUCCGAGCUAGGACUCAUGCUCCUCAUCUUUGUCGCAACGAUCGUUUGGGACAUCAAGCGUGGCAUCGCAAUCGGUAUCGGCCUCUCGCUCCUUCGCGUCGUCCGCCAUAGCACGCGCCCCCGCAUCCAGAUCCUCGGCCGCGUGCCAGGCACCUCAGACCGAUUCGAAAACGCCGAAGUCGAGCCCAGCCUCGUCGAGUUCAUCGAGGGCUGCCUGAUCGUCAAGGUGCCCGAACCCCUCCACUUUGCCAACACAGGCGACCUGCGCAACCGACUGAAGCGACUGGAAGACCACGGCACGGGCGCCGCACAUCCGGCCCUGCCCCGGGUGCGCAACAAAGAGCACAACCAGAACGUCAUCUUCGACAUGCACGGCGUCACGAGUCUGGACGGCGCGGGCGCACAGGUGCUGUAUGAGAUUGUGAGCAGCUAUGUCGAGCGCGGCGUGCGCGUCUUCUUCUGUCGUGUGCCGACGGGCAAGGGCAGGGGGGUGAAGGCGCUGUUUGAGGCGAGUGGGAUCGUGGAGCUGUGUGGUGGCGAGAGGCAUUUUGUCAAUAGUGUGCAGGCGGCGUUGCGGAUGACGGAGAUUGAGAGUCUGACGCAGGAGCUGGGUGCUGCGAGGUGAGGCUGUGGGGUUUGUUGGGCAGAGGGUUGUUGUGUUCAGGACAUGCAUGUUUCGGCGCUGGGUGGGUUUGUCUGUCUGCAUGGGACUUGUACGGAACGCAGGCUUGGUGUUACUUGCUGUGCUGCUUGUAGUGUGCGGUCCAGAGCGUUGCAUAGAUGGGCGUGUAGGAGAUGAAGUAAGAAGCGUGUGGUGUCGAACGGAUAGAUGUGAAUAUGUAAUGUCUCUUGCUGAUUGCAAGUGUCACUUGCUAUGGAUGUUCAGCCUUACAAGGCGAGAUCAGGCAUGC